AUGUCUAAUGCAACGAGAGUAAGCUUGAAUUUAGUCAGAUAUAUUAUUCCCGGUCGAAAUUCUUCAAAAUCAUUUUCAGCUUUGAAAAAUGGUCCAUUCCAACUACCACACACUGUGUAUUACUUCUUGCUGAUUCGACCAAUGAUAACAGUGGCCCCUCUCUAUCACCAUAUCAGCAGUAGAAGUCUGGGCAGUGCAUCAGGUGGCAGUAGCGGUGUUGGUAGUGGUAGAGACCAGAAAGGUGGUGGCCCAGCCAGUAGUGGAAGUGGUGGUGGGGGAGGCGAUAAAAAAGGUGGUUCCAACCAACUCUGUUGUCCUAAAUGUGGAGACCCAUGUACUCAUGUAGAGACAUUUGUCUCAUCUACAAGAUUUGUCAAAUGUGAAAAGUGUCACCACUUUUUCGUUGUGUUAUCUGAAGCAGAUUCAAAGAAGAGUUUCAAAGAAAACAAAGAUGACCGAACAGGACUAAAAAAGAAGCCACCACCUCCACCCAAAAAGAUUUAUGAAUAUUUGGAUAAAUAUGUAAUUGGUCAGGAAUAUGCCAAGAAAGUUCUCUCUGUUGCUGUGUAUAAUCAUUAUAAGCGAAUUUAUAAUAAUCAGCCUCCCCCACCACCAUCAGCCACAAAAAGCACGCAAGAAGCCACGUCAACUGUAGAAAACUCCCGCCAAUUUCCAAAUACCUUCACACCUAGAGAUUUAUUACAGAUUGCAGUUACUGGAAGUGCUCCAAGUCUCCAGCAGCAACAACAACAACAACAGCAGCCACCACAGUCUAUUCAUCACUUGGGUGAUGACAACCUGCAAGGCUCAGUUGUGUUGGAUUCAAAUACUUAUGAUUUCAAAUUGGAGAAAAGUAAUAUCCUUAUGUUGGGACCAACAGGUUCAGGUAAAACCUUGUUAGCCCAGACUCUUGCCAAAUGUUUGGAUGUUCCAUUUGCAAUCUGUGACUGCACUACUUUGACUCAGGCAGGUUAUGUGGGAGAAGACAUAGAAUCUGUGAUAGCAAAGCUUUUGCAAGAUAGCAACUACAAUGUUGACAAAACACAACAAGGAAUAGUAUUCCUUGAUGAAGUGGAUAAAAUAGGAAGUGUUCCUGGCAUCCAUCAGCUUCGAGAUGUUGGAGGAGAAGGUGUGCAGCAGCCCUCCCAACUUACUUUCUCUCUCUCUCUCGUGUUUCCUCUCUCUCUCUCGUGUUUCCUCUCUCUCUCGUGUUUCCUCUCUCUCUCUCGUGUUUCCUCUCUCUCUAAAUUUUUCUCUCUCUCUAAAUGUUUCCUCUCUCUCUCUAAAUGUUUCCUCUCUCUCUCUCUGUUUCUCUCUCUCUCUCUCUUGUUUCCUCUCUCUCUCUCUUUUCCUUUCUCUCUCUCUCUCUCUCUUGUGUUUCCUCUCUCUCUCUCUCUCUUGUUUUUCCUCUCUCUCUCUCUCUCUUGUGUUUCCUCUCUCUCUCUCUCUCUCUCUCUUGUGUUUCUCUCUCUCUCUCUCUCUUGUUUUCCUCUCUCUCUCUCUUGUUCCUCUCUCUCUCUCUCUCUUGUGUUUUCUCUCUCUCUCUCUCUCUUGUGUUUCCUCUCUCUCUCUCUCUCUUGUGUUUCCUCUCUCUCUCUCUCUCUCUCUUGUUUCCUCUCUCUCUCUCUCUCUCUCUUUCCUCUUCUCUCUCUCUCUCUCUCUCUUGUGUUUCCUCUCUCUCUCUCUCUCUUGUGUUUCCUCUCUCUCUCUCUCUCUUGUGUUUCCUCUCUCUCUCUCUCUCUCUUGCCCUCCCAUUCUCUCUCUCUUCAUCCUAGAUAA
This is a messenger RNA of Acanthosepion pharaonis, 1779 nucleotides long. The record is from the annotation of a GenBank genome assembly. NCBI's taxonomy places the organism in Eukaryota, Metazoa, Mollusca, Cephalopoda, Sepiida, Sepiidae.